This is a messenger RNA of Sinocyclocheilus grahami, 1123 nucleotides long. Its product is annotated as aflatoxin B1 aldehyde reductase member 2-like. Lineage: Eukaryota; Metazoa; Chordata; Actinopteri; Cypriniformes; Cyprinidae. Gene Ontology annotation, molecular function: oxidoreductase activity. The transcript is spliced from 6 exons. The coding region runs from base 167 to 1096 and encodes 309 amino acids. The record is from RefSeq and is a predicted model, not a curated record.
GCAUCGCUAUUGUGAUAGGGCGAAUGAUGAACCAUGAACUUUCAAAUGUCCACCUCCUUUUGCUGACCAAUGGCACUCCUCGGCGCGGACCUCUACGUUUACGCACAAUUCCGACACUUUCGCGACGGCCCCUCAGCCCUUCUCUCUGCUUUACAGGAACUUUACUAUGCAGUGCGCUGUCAGAGCAGGCCUGAGUGCAGCUCACCGCGCAUUUCUCCCCAGACUCAGAACAUCACGCUUCAUUCAACUCCGCAGCAUGUCUCAGUCCAAACUCCCCGUCACUCUGCUGGGGUCCAUGGCGUUUGGGGGCCGCGCGGACGCACACCUGAGCUCGCGGCUGGUGCAGGUGUUCUUAGAGCGCGGACACAAUGAGCUGGACACCGCGUUGAUGUACAAUGAUGGACAGGCGGAGACCAUCAUAGGGAACAUGCAGCUUCCGAAAACAGUUCGAAUUGCGACUAAAGCAAACCCCUGGGAGGGGAAAACACUCAACCCAGAGAGUGUGCGGGAUCAGCUGGAAACGUCCCUGAAGAGGCUGCGCACACAAUGUGUGGACCUGUUUUACCUGCACGCUCCGGACCACCAGAACCCCAUUCAGGACACACUACAGGCCUGCGAUGAGCUGCAUAAAGAGGGCAAAUUCAAAGAGCUGGGCUUAUCAAACUAUGCAUCAUGGGAAGUGGCAGAAAUCUACAGCAUCUGCAAACACAAUGACUGGGUGCUUCCUACUGUAUAUCAAGGCAUGUAUAAUGCAACCACACGUCUAGUGGAGACCGAACUGCUGCCAUGUUUGAGAUACUUUGGCAUCCGUUUCUAUGCAUACAAUCCCCUGGCAGGUGGGCUUCUCACUGGGAAAUAUCACUAUGAAGAUAAAGACGGCGCUCAGCCUGCGGGCCGAUUCUUCGGGAACAGUUGGGCUGGUGCUUACAGAGACAGAUACUGGAAGGAGAGUCAUUUCAAAGGCAUAGAUGGCAUUCAGAAGGCUCUGGAAGCAGCGUACGGCUCAGAGAAACCCACCCUGACAUCAGCUGCUAUUCGCUGGAUGUAUCAUCACUCUCAUCUGAAGGUGGGAGCGGUGUUAUUUUGGUCUCAUUGAUAUACUAUUAUAGUUUUUGUUAAUAUU